This is a messenger RNA of Vicia villosa (hairy vetch), 522 nucleotides long. RefSeq lists its product as uncharacterized. Lineage: Eukaryota; Viridiplantae; Streptophyta; Magnoliopsida; Fabales; Fabaceae. The record is from RefSeq and is a predicted model, not a curated record. The coding region runs from base 1 to 522 and encodes 173 amino acids. The transcript has a single exon.
AUGCCUCUUAAGAUGCCUCCUAAGAAUAGAAAGUAUGAAUGUGGAAAUGAUAAGCGUAAGAAAAAGAGAAAAGUAGAAAAGUUAAUUCAAUCUCAAGCAGGAGCUCUUGAUAAAUUUUUAAUAAAAGAACCAGAAGUUCCAAAUGAAAGUCAUGUUGAAAAUGAUAAUGUUGAUAAUGUGCUUAUUGAAAAUGAUAAUAUUGAUAGUAUGCCCAUUGAAAAUGUUGAUCGUGUGCCCAUUGAAAAUGAUAAUAUUGAUAAUGUGCCCAUUGAUGAUGAAGUCAAUAAUGAUGAUGAUAAUCUUGAAGAAGUUAAUAAUGAUGAUGAUAAUGUUGAUUAUGAUAUAUUUGAUCAAAGAAAUUGGAAUCGCCUUCAACCUAAAUUGAUUGAUUUAUUAGUUGCGAAAGAUCCUAAAAGAGAUAAUUCCAUUAUGAAGGGUCCUAAAGAUAGUUUGAAUAGACGUUUUACAGCUAAUUUGUAUACUAGAGCUUUAGUAAAUGGAGAGAUUUGUGAUAGAGAUUGA